Molecule: messenger RNA, 624 nt
Organism: Miscanthus lutarioriparius
Lineage: Eukaryota; Viridiplantae; Streptophyta; Magnoliopsida; Poales; Poaceae
Source: the annotation of a GenBank genome assembly
AUGGCUCUCCGCUCAACUACAGUGGAUUUCACCUCCAUAUGCCACUGCUCGAUUCGCGGUCGGCUCCACCUCCAGCGCGAUCAUGUCGAUCUGCUCCACCUCUUCGGCGCCCACCUCCUCCUACAAUUUCUCAUCCUCAUUGGUGAAGGAGUCCCGAGUCCGGGUCGAUGCCGUGGGACAGGAGACGGGAGUGAGAUGCGGCACCGAGCUCUUCCGGACUCUGCGAGCAGAGAUGCUGCUGCUGCUGCCGAGCGCGAUGACGGAGGAUGGCGCCCAUCGCGAGCAGAUCCAGGUGCCGCCUGGGAGGGGAAGCAGCCGGGGAGAGGGAAGAACCGGGCUGCGUCGGUCACUUCCGGGUUCUGGCGGAUCCAGGCGGCGCCAUCCUCCUUACUGCUGGCGGGAGGACGUGGAUGGGGCUUGCGCGGCGAGGAGGACGUGGAUGCGGCGCCAUCCUCCUUCCCGCUCAACCACAUCAACACCGGCGACUACAGCACGGUGGGCCUGCCGCCGUUCCUGCGCUACCGCCGCAAUGAGGAGCUCCUGCUGCCGUGGAUGGAGGUGAAUGCCUUCACGGUGCGGCUGCCUCUCUUCCCUCCCUGUCCACGGAUCGCAUGCGUGAUUUGA